UAUGCCAAAUGUAGCCAUGUAUUUCAAUGGACGAAUUGGCUUCUUCUUCCUUUUCUAAGCUCACAAUACAGAACGAUUAGUUGGUAAAUCAGUCAUUUUCAAAACCACCAUGCUAGCCACCGGUUAAUAGUGAACUCUUGGGGUAAUCUGCGCUUUCAUUGGGGUUUGCUAGACAGCUCAAACAAAGUGACUGUUCCUUCCUGACAUCCCGUGUGCGCGCCGCUGUUUUACGCGCAACAAGACCAGUAAAGAGAAAGUGAGCCACAUGUCUUAAAUUGAAUAACUCAAGGUGAAGAAAUCGGAGAAGGUUAAUAUAUAUUUUAUUGAGGAUUUAUGAGUCUCAGACUCUGAGCUCUGGCUGUCUGCACGGAGAUGGGCGCCCCUUCGAUCCCGGUACCGUUGGAGAGGAUACAAACAGACCGGUCAACUUUUAUCUUUCAACGGAUAGAUCACGCCAUGGCAUCUAUUGUGUUCUCCUUUGUGAGAGUCUAAAAGAUCAUCAUAGAGUCCAUCUCCCAUGUCACCGGGACAUCUCCAUGGCGAUGUUUAGCGGCGCAGAGCUGUUCUGGAAUGAGUCGGACUUCUCUGAGGAGCAGGGGAACGGCAGUGCGUCGGGGGCGGGGGAGGAGGAGGCCGAACGGAACUACUACGCCAUGCUGUACUCGCUGCUCAUCCUGGCCAUCGUGUUCGGGAAUGUGCUGGUGUGCCUGGCCGUGCUGCGAGAACGCUCCCUCCAGACCACCACCAACUACCUGGUGGUGACUGCCGUGGCUGACCUGCUGGUGGCCUCGCUGGUCAUGCCCUGGGCCGUCUACCUGGAGGUGGUUGGUGGGGCCUGGCUCUUCAGCAGGCUGUAUUGCAACAUCUUUGUCACCCUGGACGUAAUGAUGUGCACUGCCAGCAUCCUCAACCUGUGUGCUAUCAGCAUUGACAGGUACACUGCGGUGACGAUGCCGGUGCUGUACAACACCACCCACAGCUCCAGAAAGAGGGUGUCCGUCAUGAUCGCCACCGUGUGGAUCCUGGCCUUCGCCGUCUCCUGCCCCCUGCUGUUUGGCUUCAACACUACAGACGACCCGACCGUGUGCUCCAUCUCUAACCCCGACUUUGUGAUCUACUCCUCUGUGGUGUCCUUCUACCUGCCCUUUGUGGUCACCCUGCUGGUCUACAUCCGCAUCUACGUCUUCCUGAGGAAGAGGAGGAAGAGGAUCACCUUCCGCCAGGCCAGCGGGAAAGUCCAGCCGGGCUCAACCCAGCCGUCUGUGGACACUGUUCUGCAGGAUGAUACUCAGAAGGAAAAACAUGACCUGUCCCCCAUCAGGCUCAAAGUGGAGUGCAUGGAGCCCGUUGCCCCGCCGAAGCCCUUCCUCCUGGCCACGUGUCUGAGACGCAAGCGGCCGCGUACCGGCCCGGUGGAGAACUCCCUACUGCCCCCGCUGGACACCCAGAACUACUGCAGCAUUAGCCACGCCUCCUGCGGCCCCACAGAGCAGGAAGUGGAGCGGCCCGGGGGGGAGGAGGGGGAGGAGGGGGAGGAGGGGGAGGCCAAGCAGGAGGAGAGACCUCCGGUCCGGCGGAGCUUUGAGGUCAAGGAACUGUCCAAUGGUCGCACCCACACCGCCCUCAAGCCCCUCCCCCGCUCUCGCUCCAACCAACCACGUUGCAGGAGCAUGCACACCAGGGAGAAGAAGGCUACAAAGAUGCUGGCCAUUGUUCUUGGGGUGUUCCUAAUCUGCUGGCUCCCUUUCUUCGUGACUCACAUCCUGAACACGCACUGCAGGACGUGCUACGUGCCUCCAGAGCUCUACAGCGCCUUCACCUGGCUGGGCUACGUCAACAGCGCCCUCAACCCAGUCAUCUACACCACCUUCAACAUUGAGUUCCGACGAGCUUUCAUCAAGAUCCUCAGCUGCUGAGUGGCCGGGACUCCUGUCCGUCAUUCUGGCCACGCCUUUGUCCCUCAGGCCUGGGGAGGGCUCCAGAGCCCAGGUCCACAGAGACACAGGGACGUGCUGCCUGUUGGGGUGUGAAUGACCCGGGACAGCGAGGUGUGUCGCACCUGCGAUGCUAGAGUGUCGAGUCACAGGGACAGCAGCCUGCUGUCAACACAAGCACAUGUUCAUAAUGAGAAGAUAGUUCAAGAAGAAUCGGGAGUAGACAUUCCUGGAUUAAUAAUACUUGCACUGAUUCCAAACCAGACUGUUCCAAAGUAUCACUGGCGUUAGAUCGGGUUGUUGGACUGGGAAAAACAACAGAGUUUAAACUGUGGUUAGUAGGUCAUACAGGGAGCAUGGGUUCAAUUUUUAUUCAACAUAUUUGUGGUUCACGUCACUUGGGGAGCAGUUCUGGAUCAUGGGAUUGGCUCACUCUGGGGGAAUCUCUCUGUGCUGUUCAGUUGAACAUCUGACCUUUGACCUGGUCUCAGUUAUGACCUCCUUGAAGACUUCUUCAUGGAUGAUCCAGAUGCAGAUAUAAUAUCAGUUUCACCGUCCUGAAUCUUUUAUAGUUGUUGGGAAUGCCUGGGAUGUUCUGUGUUUGUGUCUAUUGGAUUCUGCCAUUGAGCAAUGCAUUGUGGUCGCUACGAUGAGGGAAGCCCAGCAUUAUCGCCCCCUAUCUACAGUCACCUGCCACUGCAUGCCUAUCACAAUGACUGUAACAGGCCAUUCAUUUGAAUCAUCAAGCCUUAUAAAAGGCUCUUUUCAGAUCACUAUGAAGUGUUUUAUCUUGACGUGGAGACGUGUGCAUUGCUGUGUCUUUCGAAUUGAUGUUCCGACUUUUGUGUGACUCACGGCGGGGGCGUAUUAAAUGGUUCUUUUUUAAGGUGCUGUCAGAUUUUCUUUCGUCCGGCCAUUUUGGGGGCUUUGUGAUGCCUGUUAGAUGGAAACUUCUGAAGCUUCUCUCUGCUUUGAUGUGGUCUGGUGGGCGUGGCUUUGUCAUCUGCCUGGUGAGCCGUGAGGUGGGCGUGGCCAGUUGUGAAUGGAACAUGUGCUGCCCUGUGUAAAUAAAGUUAACUGGAGCACUGGGGUGGCUUGCCGUUUGUAUGCGUGAACACACACACAAUAUCCCACAUACGCAAUGAACAACACACACACAUGUAAAAAAAACACGCGUGACGACAGUGACAGCAGUGGAAACCUGGGGUGUGGAGAGGCAGAGGAGGCUGGAGGCA
Molecule: messenger RNA, 3169 nt
Organism: Hypomesus transpacificus
Lineage: Eukaryota; Metazoa; Chordata; Actinopteri; Osmeriformes; Osmeridae
Gene: drd3
Product: dopamine receptor D3
Biological process (GO): adenylate cyclase-activating adrenergic receptor signaling pathway
Cellular component (GO): membrane
Molecular function (GO): dopamine neurotransmitter receptor activity, coupled via Gi/Go; G protein-coupled receptor activity
Source: RefSeq, a predicted model, not a curated record